AUGUCGGCAAAACUUUUUCCACGAAUUCUCUGGCUCCUCUUUUUGCUGGGGUUAAACUUCGCGUUUUCUGAUUAUAUGGAGUGCCUGAACUACGGUACUCUAGAAGAAGAAAAAGCGAAUGAAGUGUUCAAGGACUGGCCUGUUAAUCUGGACUUGGCAACAGUUCAUAGGACCCACAAAUGUUAUGUUGCAUGCAUUUUUUAUUAUUAUGGCAUAGUAGGUUCAGAUGGUGAGCUUCGUCUGGACAAAUACUUCGAUAAUGGAAGCAUAAAUGAGCUUGCGGUUGCUCCUAAUCUUCGUCGCUGUGGCCAUGAGUUCAGAAAUGAGAAAGAUUUUUGUGAGCAUGUUUUCGGAAUGUUUGACUGUUUUAGACAGGGGAUGGUUUUUGGUUAA
This is a messenger RNA of Drosophila ficusphila, 393 nucleotides long. It is a transcript of the gene Obp57d, whose product is annotated as general odorant-binding protein 57d. Gene Ontology annotation, molecular function: odorant binding. The transcript has 2 exons. The record is from RefSeq and is a predicted model, not a curated record. Bases 1 to 393 code for a protein of 130 amino acids. NCBI's taxonomy places the organism in Eukaryota, Metazoa, Arthropoda, Insecta, Diptera, Drosophilidae.